Molecule: messenger RNA, 4731 nt
Organism: Esox lucius (northern pike)
Lineage: Eukaryota; Metazoa; Chordata; Actinopteri; Esociformes; Esocidae
Product: spartin
Exons: 9
Coding region: 234-2030 (598 amino acids)
Biological process (GO): negative regulation of BMP signaling pathway; cell division
Cellular component (GO): plasma membrane
Source: RefSeq, a predicted model, not a curated record
UACCGCUACACUCUCACUCAUCUCUCAGAGUCGGUGAUCUCGUUCUCGCUAGUUUCUUUAGUUUAGCCAAACGCGGUUGUUGGAGGCUUGUGACAUCCUUGUCUGUUCUAAACCGAAGUAGAAAUCCGGCUAAGACAGCUAAAAAGAUCGACGUCAGACGCUGAUCACCUCAUUCAAUUGACAGAAGCCUUUCGUCUAGUGGAUGCCUCUCGGAACAUUUCCCAGUCUGUGGCAUGGAGGAAGCCAGUCAAGAUGCAUUUGACAGAGCCAGGCUACAGGUGAUCAAAGAUGGUUAUGAAAGGGCCUUUGAGUGCAUCAACAAGGGCCUCACAGAGGAUGAGGCUGGCCACAAGACCCAGGCCCUGGCCCAAUACAGACAGGGGCGCCAGCACCUCCUUAGAGCCAUCAGUGUGCCCUCGCAGGGGAUUGAGUGUGUGGGCAGCUCCUGGGAGUCAGCCCGCCAGAUGCAGGACAAGAUGCAGGAGACUCUGAACAACAUCACUACCAGGUUGGCGAUCCUAGAGACCAGCGCAGGCCCUGAGCAACCACCACCUCCAGAUGAGUCUAAUGGAGUCCCAGGGACAUCCUCUAACCUCUACCCCAGACUUGAAAAGGAGAAACCAGCGCGGCCAUCCCCACCCAAGUUGCAGAUGACUGCCGAUCAGGCUGUAGCUGUGGGAGCCUGUGUGUCUGCCUCUCAGCUUCUGUCUCCCACUGCAGUGCGGAGCGAGCUGCCCCCUGCCUACUCGUACCAAGCUGCAGAUGGCCACCUCUCUAUCUCCUAUGGCACAGAGUCUGGAGAGAUGUCGCUGGUGGGAGAUGAGUUCUACAGCCAGAUGUCCCCCUCUUCCUCCUCUCCUUCGAGUAUGGGGGAGGAUGGAGAGGAACUGUUCUUCCUGCCUCACGGGGUUCAGAUAUUCUUUGUCACUCCGGACGGACAAGUCAGUGCCCCCUCCUACCCAGGCUACCUGCGGAUGGUCAAGUUCACUGGCCAGCGGCAUGAGAGAGUGCCCAACCGCCCCCCAGCCUUCCUACAGGUUUGUGAUUGGUUGUAUCCAUUGAUGGCCACUGACUCCCCCGUCCUGCUGUGUAACACAGGAGUGUUUAUGUUCCCGGACAUGAUGGCGUCUGCUCCAGGGUACUAUGUAGGUGUUGUGCUAUCCUCUGAGCUGCCUGCAGCCGACCGCCAACUGUUCCAAGACCUGCUGUCCCAGAUGACAGACCUCAGGGUGCAGGCUCCAGAUGGGACAGCAGACAACAUCAACCUGAGCCAGAAGGUACCCAUCGCUCCCCCUGAGGAAGAGGCCCCAGCAGCAGGAGCUGAAGAUGAGAAGAACCUGCCGGAGUGGAGCGAGAAGGUGGCCGGUGGCAUCCUUACAGGGGCAUCAUGGUUGAGUUGGGGCCUGGUGAAGGGGGCUGAGUUCACUGGCAUAGCCAUUCAAAAGGGGGCGUCCAAACUGCGAGAGCACAUCACCCCAGAAGACAAGCCAACUCACGUCAGCCCCACUGUCACCAAGGGACUGCAUGUAGCCAAACAGGCCACCGGGGGUGCUGUCCGUGUCAGCCAGUUCCUGGUGGACGGUGUAUGUACGGUAGCAGGGUGUGUGGGUAGGGAGCUUGCACCCCACGUGAAGAAACAUGGAAGCAAGUUGAUCCCGGAGUCCAUGAAGAAAGACAAAGAUGGACGAUCCAACAUUGAUGGAGCCAUGGUGGUGGCGGCCAGCGGUGUUCAAGGCUUUGCUACCAUGUGGACUGGCUUGGAAGUAGCUGCAAAGAACAUCACCGUCUCUGUGGCCUCAGAAACUGUCUCCACUGUCAAGCAUAAGUAUGGGGCGGCAGCUGGCCAGGCCACAGACCAUGCUGUGAACUCCGCCAUUAACAUGGGUGUCACUGCCUUCAACAUUGACAACCUGGGCGUCAAAGCUGUGGUGAAGAAGACUGGAAAACAGACGGCUGUGGCCAUCCUGGAGGACUACAAUCUUCAUGGCCCUACCACUAACCAGAACCAAGUUGAGAAACGGGGCAAAUAGGCCCACCCAGGAACAGCUCCCGGUUGGCAGCCUUUUCCUUAUGUAGUGCACUAAUGUAGUUGACCAAAGAAUAAUUAAGAGAAGAGUGCGCCAUUUGGCGCACAUCAACCACUCUCUGUGACCCCCAGGCCUCUACCCACUGAGCACAGGUGAAGAUAUGAGAGGAAGGGGUAGGUGUAAGCAAAGAUUUGGCCUAGUCGUUCAUUGGGAAAGGCUGAGGUACUAUCAGAUUUAUGAACCAUAUUGAGAUCUUCCCAAGUGCCUAGAGAGCGGAGGCUAGGUCUGUGCCCCAAAAGAUACUCUAUUUACAAUGAGGGGCACUUCAGUUGUGGCCAAUAUAUUGUUGCCCUUUUUUUCUUCUUUUUUUUUUCACAAUUCUUAAAAAAAAAUUGUGAAAUUAAGGUGUUGGCUUUCACAUCUUGUUAUUGAAUGUUCAACAAGGCUGGACCAAAACAAAAAAUCUAAUUUAGUUUAGAGAGUGAGACAGAUAAAUGGCAUUAUCUGUCUGGUACUAGUUAUCUGGCAAAACUAGUACCAUUACUUGUUUGCAUAGCCUUUGCCCAAGAUAUCUUCUAUAACAAAGGCUUCUGCACCUUUCAUAUUUGAAACAUGUCCAUUACCUAUGUGUUAGAAUGCCAAAGUUAGUGGACCACUCAAACAUUGAAGAAUUAGAAAAGGCUACUGCUGGAGCGUGGUGCACAUUUCCAAUGAGAAUGUGCAGCACUGUAAACAAUGGCUAGAAAAAACAUUCAUCUGCAGUAAUCAAGUACUAGUUUCCAUGCCGUUUUCUUUAUUUUCUAAAUGGAAAUUGCUAACCUAAGUUUAUAGUAAUUAAAUUAGUUCUGCAAAUGUAAAUCACAGUGUUAUCCAAUUGCAACCAACAUGUACAGAAUUAUUUAAGAAAACCAUGGGUGCCAACAUAUUUGGCCGCAACAGGAGCUCUAGUAUUAGGGUACCGUUUGAAAUAAAUCCCAUGUCCUCUUUCCUUUAUAGCCUUAAUUAACACAUUAUAUGUAUUUUAAGAAAUCAAUCUAUAUUUAAAUGCUUUAUUUACAGUACAUAUUUUAUAUUUGCAUACUAGUUGACUGGUGUAUAUAUGUGCGUGUUACUAGGCUUUAUAUAACUGUUGAGCACUUUAAUUUUGAUAAAUAGUAUGUAGACAUUGUUAUAAAUAUAAUAACUCAGAUGAAAUAUGGUAGGUAGGUAGGCUGAUUUAUUAAUUGCUAAAUUAUAUGUGUGCAAUGCUGAUAAGAUCAGACACUGGAAGUCAAGUUAAUUAUAAAUAUAAACUGUGAACAGGGUUGUUGUAAAAAAGAAUUCACAUGGAAAUGGUUAUGUCUGUUUCAAGCAGUAGUAUUAAAGUCGGUUCACUCUUUGCAGAAACAGAGUAAUGUUUUCAGACAUAGUGGUACAUACUUUUUGGGUCUGAUUUUGUAACAGGCUAUCGCUGUUUGCUUAAGAAGUUUAGUGGCCUUCAGCAAAUAUUAAGGUAAAGGUGUAUUAGUAAUAUCUUUAGAAAUUCUGGUUGGAGGAAUCUGGAUUUUUUGUUUAUUUCUGUGGCUCAUCUAGCCCCAAUCCAUAACCCGGGGCUCAGAGAGUUAUUACUUCCUGAUUCAUCAUGAAAAGUUAGCAGAAUUUACAAACCUUUAAAUGGAAGUAAAGGUGUAUUGGGGUUUCUUGUAAUGAAAAUUUGUGGCAGUGCUUGUGCUUUGUCUUACUCAGACGUUGUGUACUGGGCUGUCGCCAGGAAUCCUGAGCCCCCUGAGAAUAUAAAUGCCUGGGCCCCCUGCACUUAUAGACCUCAUUGACAUUAUUAUGAUCAGGGUCCCAUGGCUUGGCAUAUAGAUUUUGGCAAGCUACACUAAUAAACAAGUUAGCCAGAAGUUUAACUUGCUAUGACACUAAUUUGUAAAUGCAGUUAGCUAACACUUGGACUUGUCAAACUGUCAGAGUAGCUAGACGUCCAAAAAAUUUGUGACGGCCAAUAAAGCACGUGGCUAGGAAUCUGAUUUGCAUCCUAUUCAACAGCUGUUGAUUUCAUAUAAAUUGUGGGUUUUGCCUGUUCAGACCACAGGAAAUAAUUUUAUUUCAGACACAUGAUUUCAGCCUUUUCGGUGGGAACAGGUCUUAAGUAUGCCUUAAAGUACUCCGUACCUACAGUAUGCUUAAUUCAUCGUAGAGCUAUGAUUUCACCUGACAGCUCUGUUGACCAUAAUAUCAGAGUACAUUUUAACACUGUGACAAAAAUUUAUUAAAGGACAUACAGUACAUGGUUAACAUUAUUGACCAAGUGUUUAUUAAUCCGUUUUUAAGGAUGCCAUCUGAAACAUGGUCAAAGUAAAGAUACAGACGGUUAGUUAACCAAAGAAGUUGACAGGGCACAAUUUUAGUUAAGUUGAAGGCUUUGAGUGUAAUGUCUGUUUAGUGUACACAUGUUUAACAUGUUACUUGUAAUGCUGUCUACCAUUAACUGUCUACCUUGGGCUGAUCUGGAAUUUUACUAUUGUCCAGUAAUAUUUGCCCUUUUGAAGGCAAACUGUGUGUUAUUGAAGUAUCUUGCAAGCAUUGAAUAUGUAUCAGCAUUCUUAUAACGUAAUCUUCCAAAUAAUUUGGUAUUUCUUUGGCCCAAAAUGAACACAUGGUCAUGUGUGUUUGUGAUAAGCUAAAUAUCUAAGUAGGCUAAUAAAAAUCUGUUCCAAAA